CCGCCCAGCCACGCCCGCGCGCCUGGCUCGGCCCCGACCCCGGCCUGCUGGGGAAUAACGGCAGCGGCAGCGUCACCUCCAUUUCCUCUAGGGGAGCGGCCGCAGAGAGGAAAAGAAACAAAUCGACCAUUUAGCAAACAGGAGAAAAGAACAAAUCGUAUGCAAGAGUCUCACAUUCUCCAUAUUUUUCCAAUGAAGAGUGUUCUCAUAUAAACCAAAGAUACAUGAAUUUUCUGUGAGCAAAUUACAGUAGGUCGUAAUUUCCUGUCAUGAUUAAAGGGAGAAGGAUACGUACUGUGCUGCAUCAUGCCAUACACAGAUUGGGUAAAGCUGAUAAUCUCCGGAAAGAGUCGUCAUUUUUCUAUCCUCCCCCAGAUGGGGGUUGGGGCUGGGUUGUGGUGCUGGCUGCAUGUACUCAUGCUUUGCUUGUCAGUGGAUUCCACAACGCUUUUGGUGUGUACAUGAUUUCCUUACUUGAGACUUUCCAGUCAAGUAGGUCACGAACAGCCUGGAUUGGAUCAGUCAGUUAUGGUUUCAUUAUGAUUUUUGGUCCCAUUUCUGGAAAACUUUUGCAGAAAUAUGGAGCCAUCAAAGUAGCAAUAUUUGGAGCUCUAGUUGUCAUGUUGGGUGUUAUUUGUUCAUCUUAUGCUGGUGAUAUACGUGUUCUAUUUUUAACCCAUGGAAUCCUAGUAGGUGUAGGAUCAAGUUUUGCUUCUACUCCAGGCUUGAUAAUGGUGAGCCUUUACUUCACCACAAAGCGUUCAUUUGCAACUGGGAUUGUGAUGGCUGGAGGGGCAGCAGGAACUCUGGUACAGAAUCAGGUGCAUCGCUACCUAAUCAAUGCAUUUGGAUGGAGAACUAGUCUGCGUGUGUAUUGUGGAAUUCUAACAAUAUGUAUUUUUGCUGGGUUUGCGUACAGACCACUUGAAAAACGAAGACAUCCAAGUGUUGUUGAAAACUUCCAGACAUCACCAUUAAGAGGUUUUAUUGUAGAUCUGAGUUUAUGGAAGGAUAGUAUAUUUGAGUUAUGGGUUUGUGCUCUUGGAUUAGCAAAAUUUGGAUUUUUCAUACCCUUUGUGCAUAUGAUGAAACUUGCAGGUGACUUGGGUAUUUCUUUGGAUGAUGCAUCAUAUAUUAUGGUAGGAAUUGGAAUGAGCAGCCUGCUUAGUUGUCUUCUAUUUGGGAAGAUCUGUGAUUUAGAAAAUAUCAACCGCCUUUAUGUUAACCAGGCAUCUGUACUGUCUGUUGGGCUGUUGUACUUGACAAUUCCUCUAUGCACAACUUUCCCCUCCCUAGUUGCUUUUGGCUCGCUGUUGGGAUUUUUUGAUGCAGGAAACUAUGUUCUUUUACCUGUUCUAACUCUAGACUUGAUGGGAGCAGAGAAAAUGCCUGUGGCCUGGGGAUUUAUGAUGGCUGUCCACACAAUUAGUUGUUUUGGUCCGCCAUUUGCAGAUACACAAACACAGAGCUAUCUUGAGACCAUUAUGUUUAAUUUUAUGAAUAUUACCUGUAUAUAUGAGCCAGCUCUUGAAAGCCUGAAAACUCCAAAGAUCAUGAUAUGGAGAUGAGUGAGACGAGAGGAGCUCAUUGGAAUAUUCAGAGAUCUUUGUAUCAAUAAGCUUUAUGUAUUUGUUCUUAACUGACUGGGGAUGUUCUCUGUGGAAUCCGGAAUCACUAUCGGGUGAUUAAUGCAAAAUCCCAAAGCCAGUUAUAUAAAUGCCCAUCUUUAUGGCUUGGGCCCCCGGAGAUAGAGACAGUGAUUGGUUUUACCUGUUUUCAAGAGGCUGAGAGACUAAGGGCAUGACUAUAUGUACAGCACUGCAGUGGUACAGCUGUACCGAUACAGCUGUGCCACUGCAGCAUGUCUGGUGAAGAUGCUCUAUGCCGACAGGAGAGAGCUUUCCAGUCAGCAUAAAAAACUCACCUCCACAAGUGGCAUAAGCAGUGUCAGCGGGAGAAGCUCUCCCACCAACAUAGCCCUGUACAUACGAACGCUUAUGUCGGUGUAACUUAUGUCAUUCGGUGUGGAGAAUGUUCAUACCCCUGAGCGACAUAAAUUUUGCCGACAUAG
Molecule: messenger RNA, 2071 nt
Organism: Chelonia mydas (Green sea turtle)
Lineage: Eukaryota; Metazoa; Chordata; Testudines; Cheloniidae
Product: monocarboxylate transporter 10-like
Exons: 9
Coding region: 270-1568 (432 amino acids)
Biological process (GO): transmembrane transport
Molecular function (GO): monocarboxylic acid transmembrane transporter activity
Source: RefSeq, a predicted model, not a curated record